AAACAUUAAACAACGUGCAAGUAAACAAGUGCUAUUAAUUUGAAAAAUACAAAAAGAAUUUUCACUUUUUUAAAACAAAUUGUCUUAUAGAGUACAUCUGUAAAUAAAUUUACAAAAAUUAUUACAAUUUUUUCAUAAUAUAGAAGUUUUUGCUUGAAAAUAAAAAUGUCAUAUGCAAAUUAAAUAAAUUAUAAAUUAAAAGUGUGUUAAUUACUUUUAAAUUUAUUAAAAAUAAAUUAAAUAAACUACCAAGAAAAAGUGAACUAUAAACAUGUCGAAAAUUGUUAAAUUAUUCAAAAGUAAAAAAGACAAACCGCCAAAAGCGGAGAUUAUAACGGAGCCAAAGGAACCGCAACAACCAUUAACAAAAUGUGGAAAACCUUUAAUUUUGGACAACACACGCUGGGAGAAAAGACUACAAAAGGAAUUGAUGUCAUUGAUUAAGGAGCCGCCACCAGGAGUUUCAGUCGAUACUGACAGUAUAGCCACCAACUUAACAGAAUGGAAAAUAAACAUAGAUGGUUUCGAAGGAACUCUAUAUGAGGGUGAACACUUUCAGCUAUUAUUUAAAUUCAAUAAUAAAUAUCCAUUUGACUCGCCGGAAGUUACAUUUAUUGGCAAUAAUAUACCAGUACAUCCGCAUGUCUAUUCAAAUGGUCAUAUCUGCCUUUCAAUAUUAACAGAAGACUGGUCACCGGCCCUAUCCGUUCAGUCGGUGUGUUUAAGCAUAGCAUCAAUGUUGAGCAGUUGUCGUGAAAAGAAACGUCCCCCAGAUAAUACCCUAUAUGUGAAGACAUGCAAUAAAAAUCCCAAGAAGACUAAAUGGUGGUACCAUGAUGAUUCUGUUUAGUUAUUUGAUAAAUUAGAGCCCAUUGUAUGGGCCGUACUGUGUUAUCCGUUCGAGGUGCUGAGUCAUGAGUUAAAACAACAAAUCAAUGAAAUCACUAUUAAGCAUAAAUUGUCUGUGAAAAAAUUUCGCCAGCGUUUAAAAAAGUUACUGUUAAAACGUUUCAAAAUCAAUAGAAAAACGUUUGUGAAAUUAAAAACACAUAAAAAACACAUAAUUACAUAAUAUUACACAUAUAUAUUUAUGUUACGUUUCUAUUAAGGUCAUGUACUAUUAUUUAUAUAUCUUAAAAAUAAAAAAUCAUACCCAUUCAUACAUCAAAAUUUAAAAUUACAUAUUCGAAAUUCAAAAGAUCUUAAAAAUAGCAACUACAUAAAAACAAAAAUCAAUUAUACUUAUUCAUGAAUAUAUAAUAUAUAGAAUCAUAAUAUAAAAUAAUCUUAUUUUAUUUUAUAUACCAUACUUACAUACAUACAUACAUACAUAUAGACACGUAUACAUAUAUACAUACGCAUUCGUGUAAAAAUAAUUCUAAUGCAGAAAUAAUAUAAAAUGUUUUUAGUGUUUAAAACUAUUUAAAAGCAAAACAAAAGAUAAAAAAAGAAAAUAAAAAACCGCAAUUAUUUUUAAAUUAUAAUAUCUAAUUAUUGUAUCUAUGAUUUUGUUGCUUUAAUCGAAAGUAUUAUUCAUUCAAAUGCAUACAUGAAUUAAAGCUAUAAUUAUGGGAUGUUGUGUAUACAUUUUUAUUUUAUUUUUCUUUUAAAUACUAUCCUUAUUAACUAUCUAUCUAUCAACAUAAAUAUAUUGUGUUUUGGCUAAAAAUUAAUAAGAAUAAAAAACAAUGCUGCCACAUUCCAAAUUAAUUAUUACACAAAUGUUCUUAUUGUAAAUACAUAUACAUAUAUAUAGCAACAAAAUCAUAUUAGUAUUUAUUAUAAAAAAAAUUAACAAACGAAAUGUAAAACGUUUCUAAAAUCAUAAAAAUGUACCUUGUUUCUUCUCUUCAUUUUUUUCGAGUUUCUCAUAUGCACACUCAUUUCAUUUAUUCCUUAAUAAAUUAUAGUUAUGACUUAUAAAGUUUAAGUAAAUACAUAAUUAAUUAUGAUUAAUAAUAAAAACAAACAAACAAACCUAA
Calliphora vicina (urban bluebottle blowfly) is the source of this 1982-nucleotide messenger RNA. RefSeq names its product ubiquitin-conjugating enzyme E2 W. The record is from RefSeq and is a predicted model, not a curated record. Lineage: Eukaryota; Metazoa; Arthropoda; Insecta; Diptera; Calliphoridae. Bases 272 to 850 code for a protein of 192 amino acids. The transcript has 4 exons.